Tricharina praecox is the source of this 1497-nucleotide messenger RNA. RefSeq lists its product as uncharacterized. Lineage: Eukaryota; Fungi; Ascomycota; Pezizomycetes; Pezizales; Pyronemataceae. The transcript has 2 exons. Bases 1 to 1497 code for a protein of 498 amino acids. The record is from RefSeq and is a predicted model, not a curated record.
AUGGAUUCUACACAUCGACGUCCGCCAAACACCUCGACGGCUGUGAGGAUCUAUGCUCGAGUGGCUCUAUUUGCACGACAGAGCAAGAACAUCUUCGGCGCGAGGAUAAAAAAGGAGCAGUGCUCGACAGCCAGAAGCAGAAACAGGAUCACUCUGGCUCAAAGAUUCUUUGCGCUUCCCGUCGAAGUCCAGCUCCAAAUCAUCAAUCUCACAACGCUGCAGGAUAUUCUGAACCUGCGAAAGUCGAACAGCCAGUUCCGAUACCUCACUAUUGCACACGAGGGCUACCUAGUAAAUUCCUACUUGCGCUCAUGUGUGCCCUCCUUCGUCGUGCGGCUCUUCCCGCCCGCAAAGAAAACGCCCACGCUGCAGUAUGUGACGGAACUCGCGGUCAAGCAGAAGAUCGCCAGUGAUCUAGCCCAGAACCUGGCCGAGCAAGUGCUCAAGGAGAUGAUGGGGCGCCGUCACCGGCGCCAUAUGGACCAUGAACUUCACGAGCGCAUGAAGCGGCGCCUCCAACGGGGCAUGGCGCCGCUGGUUCUCGCGCUCUUCCAGUUCUUUGAAAACUACGUCGUGGCUCGACUGCAGCGCGUGGGAACGAACCCUUCGCACGACUACCAGCUCUCGAUCCUGGGCCUGCUGUCGCGGGAAAACAUGCACAUCCAAUCCGACAUCAUCGCGCAGUAUCCCGAGAACAUGUUGCUGCCCAUACACCAGAUGUACCACCUGCUGCUGCAUCUAUUCUUCCGCCGCUUCACGCCGCCGUCGCUACCGUUCGUCGGCACGCUUGGCCGCCGGAAAUCGCAGCGGCCCUCCAAUGACGCUUUCGCGAAGGUGCUGGUGUACGGCGGGAUAAAGGAGGUGCACAACCUGUACCGGAUGAAGGGCUAUGGCCGACGUCGCAGGGCCCUGGAUAAAUACGUCGAGACGUUUGACGAGGAGCAGGGGAAAUGGAAGGCGCGUAUCCGGCAAUUUGGAGCCAACGUAGCAUCCAUGUCCUCUUCCUCGCCGCCGCCGCCGCCGCCGCAACCCGCGACCAUCCAGGCUACAAUAGUAACCGCGCCAAGAGCACAACCAUCGUCGAGCACGGCCUCGAAUUCGACUCCCGAUGACGAAAUCAAAAGAUCCGUCACGGAGCUGGCCCAGGUACAUGUCGACGAGCUGUCGAAUCUGUGGACUCCCGCCGCCGAGGAGCGCCUGCUGUCGAAGAAAAUUGUCCAGGACCUUGACGAGGUGGUGUGCUGCGGCCGAUUCGUCAGUCUUCUUCUGACCACGCCCGAUGAUGACGAAGAAGAAGAAGAAGAAGAAGAAGAAGAAGAAGAGGAGGAGGAAGAGGAAGAGGAGUACGACUACGAGGAGGAGUCGGAUGACGAAGACUAUCAAGAAACUGUCCCUACCAUGGUCACGGCGGCGACACACGCGGAGACGGACUAUGAGCCCUCGUCGUGGGAAAUCGAGUUACCUGUUGAAAAUGAACAUGUCGGAAUCGACCAUUGA